AUGUUUUACAAUGUUGAUAUCUUUGUUGUUUGGGUCACAGAGAUCCAAACAGCCGGGAUCACCGUCCCUGUCAUCCCUGGCCUCAUGCCCAUCCAAUCCUGGGCCCAGUUCAAAAGGGUCACCAAUUUCAUCAACACAGUUGUCCCUCAAUACUUCUCAGAUAAGCUUGAGCCCAUCCAAUCUGACGAUCAAGCUAUUCUGUAA
Molecule: messenger RNA, 204 nt
Organism: Puccinia triticina
Lineage: Eukaryota; Fungi; Basidiomycota; Pucciniomycetes; Pucciniales; Pucciniaceae
Exons: 2
Coding region: 1-204 (67 amino acids)
Biological process (GO): tetrahydrofolate interconversion
Cellular component (GO): cytosol
Molecular function (GO): methylenetetrahydrofolate reductase [NAD(P)H] activity; FAD binding
Source: RefSeq, a predicted model, not a curated record